This is a messenger RNA of Biomphalaria glabrata, 1076 nucleotides long. RefSeq names its product calcium and integrin-binding family member 2-like. The coding region runs from base 413 to 982 and encodes 189 amino acids. Gene Ontology annotation, molecular function: calcium ion binding. The transcript is spliced from 8 exons. The record is from RefSeq and is a predicted model, not a curated record. NCBI's taxonomy places the organism in Eukaryota, Metazoa, Mollusca, Gastropoda, Planorbidae.
GCUGGCUUUGUUGGUUUUGUUUUUAAACAAAAUGAUUAAAAUGUGUCUGUUGUGAUAUAUACAUGAACCUAGCCUCGUUUUCAAAUUGCUACGUUGAAUAUAAACUCUGGGUGAAAGUGAGUGGUAUCAACUAUUGAUUUACAGCAUUGAUUUGUAGUUAAGGGCCCGCGUAUUGUGCUGUAACGUUGAUUCUGGAGUGCUCAAUUCAAUCGAUCUCACUGUUCGAUCAUUUCAAUUUCUCAUCAAGAGUGAGAUGUUUUGAUUUCAUCUUGUCCCACGUUUAGUUGGCAUGAACAGAGAAAUGUAACAAGUUGACAUUCUUCAUUUUUGUUUCGUUGUUGUUUUUUUCCCCCCAAAAAAGCAGCGGUUCCUUUGACUAAGAGUCACAGUGUGCAAGACGUUAGAAGUAGCAAUGGGAAACAAGGAAUCUUCUUUCUCUGAAGCCCAACUUGAGGCUUACCAGGACUGCACAUUUUUUACCAGAACAGAUAUCCUUAGAGUGUUCGAUAGAUUCCGAGGCUUAGCACCAGAUCAAGUACCCUACAACAUGAGCUACAAUGAAAGUUCGAUGGUUAAGAUUCCACUCGAUGUCUUGGAAAACAUGCCAGAACUGAAGGAAAAUCCAUUCCGCAGACGUAUCUGUCAGGUGUUUUCUGAUGACGGUACAGGAGAUAUGGCAUUCGAUGACUUCCUUGAUAUGUUUUCUGUCUUCAGUGAAGCAGCCCCGAGAGAAAUCAAAUCAGCAUAUGCCUUUAAAAUAUAUGAUUUUGAUGGUGACAAUUUUCUAGGCAGGUCAGAUUUAGAAACAACUCUGAAAGCAUUGACUCAAAACUCUUUGAAAACUGAAGAGGUCAAGUUUGUUUUAGAUCAGGUUCUAGAAGAAACAGACUUGGACAGUGACGGAAUGUUGUCUUAUAUAGAGUUUGAACAUGUCAUUUCAAGAGCUCCAGACUUUCUAACGACAUUUCACAUCAGAAUAUAGCAACCAGUGGAAGAGAGAGAGACUACUGUACGAUACACAAGCAAGUUUACGUCAUUCAACUUUCAUGUCAAGAGAAAUAAAAGUCUACACGUUU